This is a messenger RNA of Talaromyces proteolyticus, 1617 nucleotides long. RefSeq names its product putative benzoate 4-monooxygenase cytochrome P450. The transcript is spliced from 6 exons. The record is from RefSeq and is a predicted model, not a curated record. Lineage: Eukaryota; Fungi; Ascomycota; Eurotiomycetes; Eurotiales; Trichocomaceae. Gene Ontology annotation, molecular function: heme binding; oxidoreductase activity, acting on paired donors, with incorporation or reduction of molecular oxygen; iron ion binding. The coding region runs from base 1 to 1617 and encodes 538 amino acids.
AUGUCUUUCCUUGGAUCUCAAUCUUUGACGACUUAUAGCCUGGUUAGUGGUGUCGCUCUUCAUCUCUUUGCACUGAGACAUGGAGAGUGGGAUCAAAGCGCCCCGACCAUUGUGGCCUGGUAUCUGGUUAUUACAGCCCUCGGAGCAGGAACAAAUUUGAUACAGAUACUUGUGGGAACUGCAUCAAUAUCUCGGCUUUUGGGAUGGCACUUAUUAGGUUUGUUUGGCAGCAUAGUCAUCUACAGAGCAUUCUUCCAUCGAUUACGAAAAUUUCCCGGCCCCUUCGUUGCUGGCGUCACGGCUUUCUACGCAAGUUAUCUCUCUGCAAAGAAGUUCCAUAAAUUCGAAGAAGUGGGAAAAUUGCAUCGGCAAUAUGGUGACUAUGUGCGGUUGGGUCCUCGGGAACUGUCAGUUGCAGAUCCACAAGCUGUGCCAUUCAUCUACGGCCCAACAGCGAAAACGACAAAGGGCCCCUUUUAUGAUGGUACACAGCCCUAUGUUUCUCUGCACACGGAUAGAGAUAAGAAACAACAUGCACGACGGCGAAGAACCUGGGACCACGCCUUUAGUACAAAGGCUCUUCUUGACUACGAACCCCGCGUAUCAAAAUAUAGUGCACAGCUACUAUCUGUUGUUUCCCAGCAAGCUGGCCGAGCAAUGAACGUUGCUCGCUGGUUUAACUAUUACAGCUUCGAUAUCAUGGGGGACCUGACUUUUGGGAAGUCGUUUGAGAUGCUGGUCACCGGGAACGAUUCAUAUAUGCUUUCGACGUUACACGGAGAUAUGCAGUCUUUGGGUCCAUUCCUUCAUGUGAUGUGGAUAAUUCCAUUCUUUAAGAGGGUACCAGGGUUGAAUAGAAGCUACGUCGCUUUUUGGAAAUGGCUUUAUGAGCAAGUCGACAUCAGAAGCAAGAAUGAACCAGAGCGACCGGAUAUUUUCACAUGGAUUUUGAAGGAUUUUCGAUCUAGGGACCAGACGGAGAAAGACAAAUUGUUUUUACAUGGCGAUGCAGAAUUAGCGGUCGUUGCUGGGAGUGAUACAACUGCAGCUACAUUGACGAACCUAUUUUACGAGCUCGCCAACUCACCAGAAUUUACCGCCCGGCUCCAAUCUGAAAUUGAUACUCUCAUCGAGCCUACAUAUCGAGAGAUGGCUCAGUUGACACUUCUCAACGCAGCCAUUGACGAAACACUACGCCUGCACCCGGCUCUGCCUUCUGGAAUGCAGCGAGUGACGCCGCCACAAGGUGUUAGAGUUGGUGAUGUGUAUAUCCCCGGUGACUGUCUUGUGCAGAUACCUUUAUAUACGCUCUUCAGAGAUGAACGCUGCUUCCACCAACCGCAUGCAUUUAUUCCAGAGCGUUGGAGUACCCGACCGGAACUGAUCAAAGAUGGGUCGGCCUAUAUUCCAUUCGGCAGCGGGCCCUUUGGAUGUGCUGGGAAACAACUUGCUCUUAUGGAAAUUCGGCGUAUAACGGUUGACCUGUUGUCACGAUACGAUAUUGCUCUCUCGAAGGAGCAGACCCACGAAGCUUUUUACGAGGGCCAGCAGGAUGUUUUCACGCUUGUGCAUGGUAGAGGACUGCAGCUUGUUUUUACGGAGCGAAUAAAGGCAUAG